UGACGUCAAAAUGGGAAAUCGAAACUGACAUGGAUUUCCAGAGUAAUGUUUAACACCUGAACGUAACGCACAAUAUCUGAAAAAAGUGCGGUAUUAAAGCAGCACUGACAAACAAGACCUUCUUAUCGUCCUGAAGAAAAGCCACAGAACCCAGGGUCGCGUUUGUAUCGUACGAUUAAAGCAAGUGUAUUGAUGGUUUGGUGUGUAUAGUCUGAUUGCAUCAUGGCCCAACCAAAACCACUCUUCAUACCCUGGUUGACUGAACAAAUCCAGAGUGGACGUUAUCCCGGAGUGUGUUGGAUCAAUAAAGAACAAAGACAGUUCAGCAUUCCAUGGAAGCACGCUUCAAGACAGGACUCCAACAGUGAUGAUGUCCUCAUAUUCAAAGCCUGGGCUCAGACGAGCGUCGGUGGAGAUGGCAGGAUCAACGGAGAUCCCUCUGUUUGGAAGAGAAACUUCCGUAGCGCUCUUCGUGUUAAAGGCUUCAAGGUUAUAUAUGAUGACAAGAACGAUGGCGCUAAUCCACAUAAAGUCUAUCAGUUUCCAUUUGAACCUCAUUCUGCAGCUUCAGGAUCCGAGGGCUCUCAAGAGACUGAUUUUUCACAAGAACAGGGUGCUGAGGAGAGCGACGUGUCCCCUACACAUCCACCUCAAGGUUUGGAGCAAGAUUUCACGGGACUAAACCUUCUGGACAGUUCCUCACAAGUUCAUGAAGUCUGGAAUCCAGAUCAGAUGUAUAUGGGGCUUGAAGAUCAAAUACUCUUUCAGGAACCCAACCCAUGUCCCGAAUCCCAAUAUAAUGAGUUCCAUUACCAAAUAUUGGACACUCGUGAACCAUUUCCUUUAGCUGAGGGGGCAGUCGGUGGUUUGGGGCAGAUUCCGGCGUCUGAGGGGGCGACGGCUGCGGGUCAUCAUCCCCCAGAAUAUCAACCAGUCGGUGAAGGAGAGGGUCAUCAGGCGACCGUUCCUGUGGUAUCACUGGACACUUUUUUUCAGAUUAAGGUUUUUUACAAAGGGAAGAUGGUGAAAGAAGAGUUGGUGGAGAAUGUUGCUGGUUUCAGACUGAUGUAUCAGGGAAACAUGGACGAAUCCAUGGGCAGUGCUGAUCUUCCAGUGGUCACACUUCCUGUUCCUGAAGGUAUUCUGGAUCAGAUCCAGGCCAAGCAUACGAACGACAUUCUGAAUAAUCUGGGUGGUCUGGAGAUCAGGAAAUUGGACGCCGUGGUCUGUGGUCACCGUUGGGGAUCAAGCAGGAUCUAUUGGGGUAUAAGCAAACAUGAAAAUAGCCAAACACCCAGAGAGCUCGCCAAAAACACACCUGAAGCCGUCUACUACUUCAAAGAUUACAUAUCACGUUUGAAGGCCUUUAUGCAGACAAACAGUGAAUCUCCUUCUUACGCUCUGUACUUCUUUCUGGGAGAGAAGUGGCCCGACCCCAAAAUGAAGCCGUGGGAGAAGAAACUCAUCAUGAUUGAGGUUAUUCUGACUUCACUGGAGCAUUUGAAUAUGAUUGCUGUUGCAAACGGGGCGUCUUCUCUGCAGUCGGUGGAGCUCCAGCUCUCUCUGGAGCAAAUGAUGGAGCUGUGUUAGAAAGAUCUCCUAUGACUGAGCAGAAAGACUUGACUGCACACAUAUUAGCACUCCUAAAUUAAAAUGAUUUCUUAAAGGGGUCAUAUGAUGCAAUAUAUUUCACUUUGGAGUGUUACAAGCUCUUGGUGCAUGAAGACGAUCUGUAAAGUUGCAAAGGCUAAAUCUAAAAUCCAAAGAGAUAUUCUUUAUCAAAGUUAAGACUCUGCCACGCCCCCCUUAAACGGCUCAUUCAAACACGCCCCCACAUAUCUACAUCACUAUGUGGAAAUAUUUGUGUAAUACCGCCCAAAUGUUCACACAAAGAAAGACGGCGUGGUUUCAGUAACACAGUUAGUGUUGAAGCAGUCAUGUCAGGGAGAUGUGUGUAUAAUUGUGUGUGUACUAAUAUUGCAGAGCAGAAUUUCAGUAAUGGUACAAAGGAAUUGUAUGAUUUGAUGGAUAAAAAUACCAAUCUGAGUUUACAAGUAGUGCUGUAUUUUAAAUGGAUGGGUUUCAUAGUUGUGUGCUAUCAUGAAAGAACAAGACAAACGUUUAAUAAUGCUAAAAUCUAAGUCUAAUGUUUUUGGAGUCUGUUUUUGCACUAGUCGGUUUUCUGUCUUAUUACUGUAUUUCUUCAGUCUUUUCCUGGACUGAAUUCAUUGUUGUUAUAUCUUUGACAUUAAUCUGAACUGAAUGUGAGCUGUUGUUCCACUGACGUGCCUUUUUUCUUCCUCUUUUUCAGCUGAUAUGAACUAAGAGGUUUGCACUUAGUAUAAUGUUUUCCAGUGAUGUAAAACCGGGGAAUUUCAGGGAUGUUUGUGUGUUUUCCAGGCCUGGAAAAGCAUGCAAGUUAAUACAGUGUUCCCACGGGUCCUUGAAAUCCUUGAAAGUUUGUCAGUCUUAAAAAAAAUGAUAAUAAUUUCAAGGCACUGGAAUUU
Carassius gibelio (silver crucian carp) is the source of this 2507-nucleotide messenger RNA. RefSeq names its product interferon regulatory factor 3 (gene irf3). The record is from RefSeq and is a predicted model, not a curated record. NCBI's taxonomy places the organism in Eukaryota, Metazoa, Chordata, Actinopteri, Cypriniformes, Cyprinidae. Gene Ontology annotation, biological process: regulation of transcription by RNA polymerase II; immune system process. Bases 223 to 1590 code for a protein of 455 amino acids. Gene Ontology annotation, cellular component: nucleus. The transcript has 11 exons. Gene Ontology annotation, molecular function: RNA polymerase II cis-regulatory region sequence-specific DNA binding; DNA-binding transcription factor activity, RNA polymerase II-specific; protein binding.